AUGGCAAUAAUGGCAUCAAUGAUGAGAUUAGAUCCAAGAUUUUGUCUAAGAGGAGGAGAACAUAAAAUUUUAUUACUUCAACAUGCAGAAGAUACAAUAGGAGAAAUGAUGUCUCAAUCAGCAUCCUUUUUAACAUCGAACCAUUUUCAUUGUUUUUCACCCAUUAAUAGUUCCUUUUUAAUUGGAGGUAGUUCUGGUGGAGGAAGUGACAGCCGUAAACAUUUAAAGAAAGAUAGAAGUUUUUCUUUAAAAUAA
Cavenderia fasciculata is the source of this 255-nucleotide messenger RNA. RefSeq lists its product as uncharacterized. The record is from RefSeq and is a predicted model, not a curated record. Lineage: Eukaryota; Evosea; Eumycetozoa; Acytosteliales; Cavenderiaceae. The coding region runs from base 1 to 255 and encodes 84 amino acids. The transcript is spliced from 2 exons.